Messenger RNA from Hyla sarda, 4911 nucleotides. RefSeq names its product SLIT and NTRK like family member 2 (gene SLITRK2). The record is from RefSeq and is a predicted model, not a curated record. Bases 262 to 2805 code for a protein of 847 amino acids. Gene Ontology annotation, molecular function: protein binding. The transcript is spliced from 2 exons. Gene Ontology annotation, biological process: positive regulation of synapse assembly; axonogenesis; regulation of presynapse assembly. Gene Ontology annotation, cellular component: glutamatergic synapse; membrane. NCBI's taxonomy places the organism in Eukaryota, Metazoa, Chordata, Amphibia, Anura, Hylidae.
AAGCCUCUACAGAAACCCACUCAUAGGAAGCAGAGAAGGGAAGGCGGCCACGGCAGCAACUACUCCCAGUCACGGCAGACUCCCACUCAGAUAACUUCUCCCCACAUUUCCCAAGAGAUCAUGGAUAGGGACAAAUGAGCUGAGCUGGAACUGCAUGCUUUGAUAUGCAAACCCGCAUCGGACUUACAAGGAAGAAAAGCCUCAUGCUUUCCUGAUGUGUUUUACAAUAGGGACCAGAUCUUGGAUCUGUGGAAUAUAAAGAUGCUGAACAGCAUUUUGUUGCUGAGUGUUAUGUCAGUGACUGCAAUCUUAAAGACAGAGAGUCGAAAAACUGCCAAAGAUAUAUGCAAGAUCCGCUGUCUGUGUGAGGAGAAGGAGAAUGUACUAAAUAUCAAUUGUGAAAAUAAAGGGUUCACCAGCGUCAGUUUGCUGCUGCCUCCCCAGUCAAGAAUCUAUCAGCUUUUCUUUAAUGGCAACUUACUGAGCCGGCUAUACCCAAAUGAGUUUGUCAAUUACUCGAAUGCAGUGACUCUACAUUUGGGCAACAAUGAGCUUCAGGAAAUCAGAACUGGUGCUUUUAAUGGGCUUAAGACACUGAAAAGAUUACAUCUCAAUAAUAAUAAAUUAGAAGUGUUAAGAGAGGAAACUUUCCAGGGCCUCGAGAGUCUUGAAUAUCUGCAAGCAGAUUACAAUUUCAUCAGUGUUAUUGAAGCUGGUGCUUUCAGCAAACUGAAUAAAUUAAAAGUCUUGAUUCUAAAUGACAAUCUCCUGUUAUCGCUCCCAAACAACGUCUUUCGCUUUGUACUUUUAACUCAUUUGGAUCUGAGGGGCAAUAGGCUCAAAAUGUUGCCCUUUGCUGGUGUCCUUGAGCACAUUGGAGGCAUCAUGGAGAUUCAACUGGAGGAGAACCCUUGGAAUUGUACCUGUGAUUUGAUUCCUCUUAAAGCAUGGCUAGAUACCAUCACUGUAUUUGUGGGAGAGAUUGUUUGCGAGACUCCUUUUAGACUGCAUGGAAAAGAUGUUACACAGCUUACAAGGCAAGAUUUGUGUCCUAGGAAAAGUGCAAGUGAUACAAAUCAGAGACCUGCACAUCCAGCAUUACCAGAUACUCGCAUACAACGAAUGCCUCCAACCUUUAACCCUGCAGUGAGCCCAACCAGAGCACCUAAGGCCAGUCGACCCCCCAAAACCCGGAACAGACCCACUCCUAGAGUCACAGUAUCCAAAGAUAGGCAGAUUUUUGGGCCUAUCAUGGUAUAUCAGACCAAAUCUCCAGUUCCUCAAAGCUGUCCAGAAAGUUGUCUUUGCACGUCUCAGACCUCUGAUAGUGGCUUAACUGUCAAUUGUCAAGAGAGGAAAAUCAGCAACAUUUCAGAUCUUCAACCUAAGCCCAGCAACCCAAGAAAGAUGUAUCUGACAGGUAACUAUCUACAAAUUGUUUAUAAGACUGAUCUUCUAGAAUUUUAUUCACUGGAUUUGUUACACUUAGGGAAUAACCGAAUAGCAGUCAUACAAGAAGGUGCCUUUUCUAACCUUACAAGCUUGCGCAGACUUUAUCUUAAUGGCAAUUACCUUGAAAUAUUAUAUUCAUCCAUGUUUGAAGGCUUGUACAGUUUGCAAUAUCUUUACUUAGAGUACAAUGUAAUAAAGGACAUUUUUCCACGUACAUUUGAUGCUCUGAGCAACUUACAGCUCUUAUUUCUGAACAACAAUUUACUGAGAUCAUUGCCUGAUAAUGUGUUUGGUGGUACUGCCCUCACUAGAUUAAAUCUGAGGAACAACCAUUUCUCAUAUCUGCCUGUAAAGGGAGUUCUUGAUCAGCUCACUGCCUUCAUACAGAUAGAUCUCCAGGAAAACCCUUGGGAUUGCACAUGUGAUAUUUUAGGUCUGAAAAACUGGAUUGAGCAGUCAAGCUCCACUGUGGUUGUUCAGGAAGUUACAUGUGAGUCACCACUUAAACAUGCCGGAGAGCAUCUGAGGAUUGUGUCUAAAGAGGCAAUAUGCCCAGAGAACCCACAUUUGGCUGAUGCAACUGUGUUAUCUUUCAAUCACAAAACCUACACCCCACAUCCUUCGGGUAUAUCACCGAGUCCUUAUCCAGAACUGCACACUGAGGUUCCUCUGUCAGUGCUCAUUUUGGGAUUACUAGUGGUUUUUAUUCUCUCCGUAUGCUUUGGGGCCGGCCUGUUUGUCUUUGUGUUAAAAAGACGAAAAGGGGUACAGAGUGUUCCAAGCAGCAGUGCAAACAAUCUAGAUAUCAAUUCUUUUCAACUGCAAUAUGGGUCAUACAACACUAAUUCCAAUGAUAAAACUGAGGCCCAUGUGUACAAUUACAUCCCGCCACCUGUGGGACAAAUGUGCCAGAAUCCAAUUUACAUGCAAAAAGAAGGAGACCCUGUUGCAUACUACAGAAACCUACAGGAGUUUAGUUACAGCAAACUGGACCACAAAAAAGAGGACCCAUCUGCAUACACAAUAAGCACAACUGAACUGCUGGAAAAGUCCUCUGCUACAGCAGAGCCAGAACUUUUGUACCAGAAUAUUUCAGAGAGGGUUAAGGAAUUGCCCAGUGGAGGGGUGGUUCAUUAUAACUUUUGCACCUUGCCUAAAAGGCAGCUCAUGCCUGCAUAUGAAUCAAGGCGCCAGAACCAGGACAGGAUAAAUAAAACUGUUUUAUAUGGCACCCCCAGAAAAUACUUUGCAGAACAAACUAAACAGGAGCAUCUUCUCCUUCAAGGAAAAAUGCAAUCUGAGCCAGAUUACCUUGAGGUUUUGGAAAAGCAAACUGCAAUAAGUCAGCUGUAGGCAACAUUUCUGAAGAAAGAGAAACAUUGCUUCGUGCUUGUUGUUUAUAUGGAAUGUCAGAAGCAAUUGUGCAUACACGGUAUGCCUUUUUUAAGCUACACAGGUACAGAUACAUUGUAUAACCAUUGGCUUUGGGGACAAUGUAUCCUUUUUUUUCUUUUUCUUUAAAUUAUUUCUACAUUAUACUUCUAGAAACACUUUCCUUUAAAUUAAUGUUUGUUUGAUUGUUUUUUUUAUCACUUUGACUUUUUCUUUUCUCUGUUUAUGUUUAAUACGAGAGCGGAUCUUCGAUCUAAUGUCCUAAACAAUAGCUAGAAGCUCUCUGAAGCUGAACUGAACUCCUUUUUCCUUAUGUAAAUAACCUGUUUCUGUUACAAAUCAAUUACCUACUGCAGCCACUGGGCGUCACUUUUUUGAGUUAAAGUGCCUUUGCACUUUAAGUAACCUAAAUGUUGCUUUUAGCUUUUAUACCAUGAAUAUAUUUUAAUGUGCAGUAUUUCAGAAAAGAAUAUAUAUUGUAUAUCCCAUAAAAGAUUAAGAACAAUCUCUUUUUGUAUUUUACAUGACAUUGAUAAAAAGGUGAAAAAAAAAAUGUCCAUAAUUUCUUGGACACUGAAAAGUCAUUUAAAAAAGGGUUUACUUAGAUUUGACAUCUCUCCCUUGUUAGGAUUUUCUUCAAGAUGUACAUUUCAAGUGUAGAGAUCUAGAAAUUUAGAAAUGCUUCCUUGAAAGGGAAUAUAUAUAUAUAUAUAUAUAUAUAUAUAUAUAUAUAUAUAUAUAUAUAUAUAGUUCUUGCUUACUUUCUCCAGCUCUACUGAUAAUGCUUAUUAAUUGUUUUAAGACUAUUUUCCUAAUUAAACAAGAGUUAAAUGAUAUGAAAUAAUAUUUGUGUAUUUCUGCUUGGAUGGCUUUUUUUUUUUUAUAAUAUACAACUUAUACAACAAGUGUUUGACUGGCGGUGGCAUUUUUUUAUUUUAUUUUUUAUUUUUUGAAUUUUCUAGACUGUGUUGUAGGUGGGAAUGCUUUAUAUAGCAAUCUGGAGAUGCUAUAGCAUUAAUUGCAGUUCAUGUAUAUUUUAGGCAAUUGAUUGCACAAUUAAAAUGAUCAAAGAGCGAUAUCUACAUCUUAACUAGUCAGUAAACAUUUCCUAUGCAGGCAUAAUUGUGGGAAUUAAACAAACACCCAUUAUUUAAAACAAAAACAGUUUUGUUUUUGUCUAUUGUAAAUCCUUAUGCAACUGGGAUGGUGAUCUGCAUAUAAAGUAGGCCAAGCUUUUCAAAUCUUUACUAAAGCAAUUGAUGGACUCUGAAAGAAGCACACUGUUUCCUUUUCAUAAAUAGGUUACUGCACAUAAUAAUCCGUUAUUAUCAUGCCGAGAUUGAAGUGGACACUGCUGACUGUUUUAGGAAUUUCUCAAAAUUCUAACAUAUUCUAAAUUAUUCUGUAAAUGUGCAUUUUGCUGUGUUUAAUUGCUGUCUCAUUCUAAUCACAGGAAGCCCUAAGAGCAGUGUAGGAAAGAUCUGUGCCCUCCUCAACAUACAUCUCACUCACCAAGCCUGCAGUCUGUUUCUAUAGAAAUUGUUAUUUAAAGCACAUUGGGAAUGCUUAAAACAGUCAUGGAGGUAGAUUAUAUAAUAUAAUGCAGCAUUCAGAUGUCCUUGCAUUGCUAUACACUUUCAUAUGUCAGAUUUGAAGAGCUUAUUUAAAAUAUGUCAUACCAGACUAUAUGUAUGGUCAAAGGAGAAUGGUGGUGGGAUAUUCACAUGUCAGGUUGUUAUUAGCUUAUCUUUCCGGGACUGAGCAGUGAGUACAUGAGACUGGGUUCACAUCAUACUUUAGUAGAAAGGGCCUUUUCUUUUUUUUUUGGGGGGGGGGAUGUUGGUUUACCAUUAAAACAGGGUCCAAAUAGAUAAAUAGAUCCUGUUUUAUUUUGUAAAAAUAAAAUAAAAAAGAAGUCAAUGGCAAUAGGUUGUAACAGGGUAGGUAUCCUUUGAUGCCUUUUUUUCAAAUUUUUAAUACAAAAAAAACAUCUUUCGACAGGAUGCAAACAGUGUGUGGACAGUGUCUAACAAGUUUCUGGUUUUAGUAUUUGCACUUAAAAUCAUA